Messenger RNA from Anthostomella pinea, 894 nucleotides. NCBI's taxonomy places the organism in Eukaryota, Fungi, Ascomycota, Sordariomycetes, Xylariales, Xylariaceae. The record is from the annotation of a GenBank genome assembly.
AUGAUCGAAGCCUACCACAUCGAACAGGAGCGUCACAGGAUUGCCGGAAGCGAUGCAGCUACGAUUAUAAGAUGGCUGGCUUCAGUCUCAAGACGUCAGACCUCGGAUCAGCGCGACCGGAUUUAUGGGAUCAUUGGCCUCUUUCCGUCGAAUCUCGGUCUCAUCCCAGACUAUAGCGCAGGUCUAGCAGAAGUCUAUGAAAAGGGAACUGUAGGCUUUUUUAAGCACUUGCACUCGCCAGCUGCGCUUGUGAUGGCAGGCUUACAGAACCGAGAGGCGUUUAAGGCUCCGUCAUGGGUGCCUCAUUUCGGCCGUUGGGGGUUUUCGCCCAAUGAGGCUAAGGCUUGUGACGGAGGCCUCUAUCCGCCGCAAAAGAGGUCGUUUGUCUACAAUCAGCCAGGGCGGUUGACACUUUACGCGGCGUUCAUAGACACAAUAUCUUGGGCAGGAUCUUGCUUUGACUGGAGGUUCUGGGAUGCUGCCAUAGGACCAUCAGAGACUUUCUGGCGGAGAUUGCUGUCUACAACUGUAUCAGACACCACCGACGCCACGGCGAUGCCGAUGCUCGAUGCUUGGCUAUAUGCCGACGACCUAGAUGUACCGUCGCAAUGGAUGUCCGAACUUUCGACCCAAGUGACCGCGAAACAUGGACUCGGUGCGGUGCCAUAUCAUUCCCCUUUGCCAGGCGACAUUGUUGCAGUGAUUGCGAAGGUCCCACAGCCCGUGAUCUUGAGGCCUGUGGCGCAUGCGGGUGUCAACGCUUACCAGCUCGUGCGUGUUUGCUCCUAUUGCGAAGGUAUCAUGUACGGCGAGGCCGUCCGCGAAGCAGCCUUGGCCCGGAACGGCAAUGAAACGAACAGGGACGGUGUCUUCCAGGAAAUCGUGCUCGUUUGA